Molecule: messenger RNA, 414 nt
Organism: Penicillium cataractarum
Lineage: Eukaryota; Fungi; Ascomycota; Eurotiomycetes; Eurotiales; Aspergillaceae
Exons: 2
Coding region: 1-414 (137 amino acids)
Source: RefSeq, a predicted model, not a curated record
AUGUCCCCAAAAACCAACAUGCCAAGACGCAAGCCACUCCUCAUAGCUCCCUAUGUCUUCGGCAUCCAGACAGUCCCCCUCCUAGCCAGCGGCAUCUACACCCUCUUAUUCCCAGCAGCCGCAGCAGCUCUCCCGGAUUCACCCUUACAAGGUCUUAGCAAUGGCACGAUCCAAGCACUCAGUCUGACGUCCCUAUCUCUGGGCUCAUUCUACGCCAUUGCAUCAUACCAGAAUAACAUUCCCAUGAUGCUUGCUGCGAUUCCGGGGCGGCUUUUGGCUAUGGUCGUUUUUCAUCGUAGUGGUGGGGGUUGGAAGAAUGUUGCUCCUUUUGAAGGGUUGAUGGGGAUGUUUACUGCGCUGGGGUUGUGGUGGGAUUGGCGUAAUGUUGGCACGAUUACUGAGAAGGAAGAGUGA